AUGGGAUAUUACAUAUUGCCAAAUUUAGCAUUAUUUAAGUUGCAGUGGGUUCGAAGUCAUAAGGAUAGUGAAUUUGGUUUGCUUUUGCUUUGUUAUACUGAGGAUGAAUCAGAACAAGGAUGUACAAUAGUAACUAUGCUACUGCAUAGCGGUUUCAAUGCUAUUGAACGGGCUAUUCAGCGGCCGUGCGCACUUUUUUUGCGGCGUUAUUUUAUUCCAAUCCCAACAGUCAUCAGAAGAAAUAUGGAGUCAAUAAGCAACAAAGAAAUAAUGCAGCAAAACGAGUCGAUUUUGGAGAAAAUUGUGAUAAAACAAUCUCAAACUACAGCACAAAAAGUAAAAGAAAAGGCAACUAAUGCGUAUCUGUACAUGGCAUAUGUAGUGUCAGUGAUUGUGAUGGGAGGUAUGGCAUAUUUACUCUAUGAGGAAAUGCUCGCACCCGGAGCACCACAAACAGUGUUUUCGAAGGCAUUAUCGUUAAUCAAAAAAGAUCCGGAUUGUCUUAGAUUAUUAGGUGAUUCAAUAAUGGGAUAUGUGGAAGGACGUGGACAAAUAAAACAAGUUGCACAUCACAUUUACAAAAAAGAUGGAAAUGAUAGGACACGCGUGAUGUUUAACGUGAAAGGUUCUCGACGUGAAGGUAUCGCGACAUGCGAAAUGGAAAAGAGUAAUGGGACUUGGGAGUGGCGCUUCCUCAUCGUUUCAUCUGUCGAUCUUGUUCCAGAAAGUGUUGUUCUGAUAGAUAAUCGUUGA
This is a messenger RNA of Loa loa (African eye worm), 753 nucleotides long. RefSeq lists its product as hypothetical. Gene Ontology annotation, biological process: protein import into mitochondrial matrix. Lineage: Eukaryota; Metazoa; Nematoda; Chromadorea; Rhabditida; Onchocercidae. Gene Ontology annotation, cellular component: TIM23 mitochondrial import inner membrane translocase complex. The record is from RefSeq and is a predicted model, not a curated record. Bases 1 to 753 code for a protein of 250 amino acids. The transcript has 4 exons.